AUGGGAAGACAUGUAGCAUGGUUAGCAGAAAAGCAAGUGGAAUUUUUCAUGCAGUAAACGAGGCUUUAUCUAUCUUUGAAAAAACAUUUUACCCAAAUCAUCCACACACAAAAAAUUACCAUUAAAUUUUAAUAAGAAAGUGCAGAAAAAUUAAAGUUUAAAUACUGUAAAUAGAUGACUUAAUUGUGGUUCAUCAUGAGGAUUUUUUAUUUGUCCAUCUGAAAACUGACAGAGCUCUUAUGUGAUACUUUUUGUGUGCAGGCUGAAAGUGAAAAGUGGCAGCAAGUGCUAAAGAUGGGAUUCUUUGUAUUUUGUCCCACUUUGAGUAAGUUAGAGUUGGGUCAUUAAAUAAGUAGUAACAAAAAUCUAGACCACUUUUCUAAAUACAAGAAUCUUUUAAAAAUGUUUAUUGCUAUGGAAUUGAUUCAUUGAACCAUAUUAGUUGAGAAUUGUGGAAAAGAGAUCUCAAGUUCCACAACAAAUAUUUUUGGUUAUUCAAAGAAAAGUAAAAACAAAAGAUAGAAAGAUCUGAGAAACAAGAUUGUGGAACAUAAUAAUAGAAAAUGUCCGUGUUUUAUACCACUAUGUCAAUAAAUGGGGAUGACCCAACUUCUGGAUCUUUCUAUUGAUGAAUUGGAAAUGAUUCUUUCAAACUUAGUGGUUUGCUAAAAUAGGUUAAGAGGAAUUAACAAGUUUCAGAAACUGAAGAACCCAAUACUAAAUAACUGACCCCAGAAACUGAACUCAUUAUAACACUUUAUAGCAAAGGAGAUAGUAUGUAUUUAUAUUAUGAAGGACCUAAAAUACUAAUGAUUUUUUUAAAAGCAAAUUAU
Molecule: messenger RNA, 833 nt
Organism: Sarcophilus harrisii (Tasmanian devil)
Lineage: Eukaryota; Metazoa; Chordata; Mammalia; Dasyuromorphia; Dasyuridae
Gene: PSMD12
Product: proteasome 26S subunit, non-ATPase 12
Cellular component (GO): cytoplasm; proteasome regulatory particle, lid subcomplex; nuclear proteasome complex
Source: RefSeq, a predicted model, not a curated record